AUGCGGCCGUGUAAGAAGGAGACCUGCGGACAGGGCGACUGUGUCCUGAAGAAGCAUGCUCCCUAUCACAAGUGCCGCUGUCACUACCCAUACCACGGACCUUCGUGCAGCGCAGUUGAGACUGUUUGCACCCACAACCCCUGCAGGAACGGAGGAACCUGCCUGGUGAAGCCUCUCAAUAAGUUUGUCUGCAUCUGUCCGAAGAGCUUCAGAGGGAAGUUCUGUGAGAUUGCCUCCAGCAACUGCUACAGGAACGAUGGGUUUCGAUACCGCGGUCAGGUCGGCCAGACUGAGGACGGCCACCGCUGCCUGCCCUGGGACUCCUACCACCUGGCCGGGGAGAGCGUCAACGCCUUUGUGCCUGACAUAUGGCUGCGUGGGAUCGGGGAGCACAAUUUCUGCAGAAACCCGGAUGGUGCAGAGAGGCCGUGGUGCUACUAUCAGGAUAAGGACGAGGCGCUGAAAUGGGACCUUUGUGAGGUUCCUGCCUGUUCAGCGGUUCUCCAUCACAAUGUGUCCCCUACACCGAAGCCAUCAAACUCCACCGCACAGCCCAUGACCACCAUCAACGCCAGCGCUCCGUUCUCCACAUGUGGCCUCAGAGAGUUGCCCUCUAAGAUUAAGGGAAGGAUCAUUGGUGGCAAAAGGACCCAGCCGGGCAUGCACCCGUGGUUGGCAUCACUGCAGCUGAAGAUAAGAGUUGGAAAGUUGAACACCGGGCAUCUCUGCGGCGGCACUUUAAUUGCGGAGUGUUGGAUCCUGACAGCUGCACAUUGUGUGAAAUCCGUGUCCCAGCCAAGGCUGUGGAGAGUGUUGCUGGGUAAGGUGGAUCUCCACAAGAACGAGACAUUUGAGCAAAUAUUUGACGUGGAGAAGAUUAUUAUACAUGAGAAUUAUCGGGAGGAAAUCUACAGUCUGCACAACGACAUCGCUCUUAUGAAACUAAAGAAAUCCGAAGGCAAGUGCACCAGGGAGACGCGAAACGUGAAGACGGCGUGCUUACCCGAUCGCGAGUUCCUACCAGGAAAAGUCUGUCAGAUUGCUGGAUGGGGGAUGACAGAAAAAGGUCAAACCGCCCAUCUUCUUGAAGCUUCUGUCCAGGUGAUCUCUGAAACCAAUUGCUCCGAUGCUAAAUCUUAUGGAAAACUAAUUGACCGCAGUAUGCUCUGCGCAGGAGUCCCUGACGGGGGAGUGGACGCCUGCCAGGGUGACUCGGGGGGUCCCCUCGCCUGUGAACGUGAAGGUCAGACACAAGUGGCCGGAGUCGUUAGCUGGGGAGAGAACUGCGGAGUGAAGGACAAGCCCGGGGUCUACGCACACGUCUAUAGAUUUCUACCAUGGAUUGAAAAAAGCAUGAAAUCCAACGCCUGAGAGCAGAAUCCUGGGAGCUGUGGACCCCGAUGUGACCGCAGCAGCGUCACAGUCCCUAUUACUGAUUGGUAGAUAUGGGGAGGGGGACCUCAGACGGAUUACAUUGG
This is a messenger RNA of Bufo bufo (common toad), 1478 nucleotides long. It is a transcript of the gene HABP2, whose product is annotated as hyaluronan binding protein 2. Gene Ontology annotation, biological process: proteolysis. The record is from RefSeq and is a predicted model, not a curated record. Lineage: Eukaryota; Metazoa; Chordata; Amphibia; Anura; Bufonidae. Gene Ontology annotation, molecular function: serine-type endopeptidase activity. The transcript has 9 exons. Bases 1 to 1371 code for a protein of 456 amino acids.